AUGUUUUCGACAACUACUUCCAUGCAAGGUCGUAUCAAUAUAACUUGUCAAUAUCCAAUUGCGCCAUCACCAGAUACCACACCAGUAUUAUCAGUUACACAGAGUUCCAAGACCGAAAUUAUAAAUACUCAGAAAGUUGACUUGACAUGUCAGAACAAUACAGACGAGCUCGGUCGUAUCAAUAUAACUUGUCGAUAUCCAAAUGCGCCAUCACCAGAUACCACACCAACAACUUCGUACACAGAGAGUUCCUCAACAGAAACUUAUACUCAGAAAGUUAUCUUUACAUAUCAGAACAAUACAGACGAGCUCGAUGUAGGAUUGUUAGGUGGAUUGAUUAGUUGUAUUAUUGUAAUAAUAGUACUCAUUAUAGUCAUAAUUUACAUUGUUAUACGUCAGCACCAGAAGGAAAAAUUAUACAACCAACAAUCAACAGUCCUACCUCCUUCGGAUACUGAAUACAGCGGUGUAUACUUGACACCAACAGGUCCUUAG
Messenger RNA from Lottia gigantea (owl limpet), 495 nucleotides. RefSeq lists its product as hypothetical. The record is from RefSeq and is a predicted model, not a curated record. NCBI's taxonomy places the organism in Eukaryota, Metazoa, Mollusca, Gastropoda, Lottiidae. Bases 1 to 495 code for a protein of 164 amino acids. The transcript has 5 exons.